CUGUUCAAUACAAUGGCUCCAAGGAAAAGAAGAUCAGAAGAAAUUGUUGAUGAAAAUAAAAUUAAAAUAAGAAAAUUGGAUACAAUUACAUUUCGAGACAUGGAAUCGAAUAUUAAAAAUUGGAAGCUCAAUGUUCGCAUUAUCCACAAAAGCGAAGUAAAAAAUUAUCCAAAUUGUAAAUUAUUUACAAUGGAUUUAUUGGAUUCAACAGCCCAGUUUAAAUGCACUGUGUUUAAUUCGAAUGUGGCCAAAUUUUAUGAUUUGUUAAAUGUUGGUGAACAAUAUUUAAUUGCUAAUUUUUCGAUAACUACACCGAAUCCGAAGUUUAAUGUUUAUAAUAAUAUUAUUGAAAUCCAAUUAAAUCAGGAUACUGUAAUAGAAAAUGUAGACGAAGAUGAAGGAAAUUCACAAAUUCCUACAUCUUGUUAUAAUUUUAAAACGUUGGAAGAAAUAAAACUUCUAGAGAAAGGAAAAUUUACUGAUUUAUGCGGAAUUGUCAAUAAUGUGGGAGAUGAGGAAGAAGUAGUUGACAAGAAUGGUAAACCUCUUUUUAAGAAAAAAACGUUCACCAUCAAUGAUAUGGACAACAAUAAGAUUGAUAUAUCCUUGUGGAAUGACAAUAUUUCAAAAUUGUCAGUAAAGAUAAAUGAUAUUUUUAUCAUAAAAUGUGGAAAAGUCCAGAAGUUUGAUUCAAAAACAUAUAUUUCAGUUGUUAAGGACACACAAAUUAAAAUCAACGAUUUAACAAUUCCUGAAGCUAGUAGUUUGGAUGCCUACUUGAAGAAGAAUCAAGUUAAGAAUUAAGUACACGGAGA
Leptopilina heterotoma is the source of this 815-nucleotide messenger RNA. Its product is annotated as replication protein A 70 kDa DNA-binding subunit-like. The record is from RefSeq and is a predicted model, not a curated record. The coding region runs from base 13 to 804 and encodes 263 amino acids. The transcript has 6 exons. Lineage: Eukaryota; Metazoa; Arthropoda; Insecta; Hymenoptera; Figitidae.